Messenger RNA from Ctenopharyngodon idella (grass carp), 2565 nucleotides. RefSeq lists its product as uncharacterized. The transcript is spliced from 4 exons. NCBI's taxonomy places the organism in Eukaryota, Metazoa, Chordata, Actinopteri, Cypriniformes, Xenocyprididae. The record is from RefSeq and is a predicted model, not a curated record. Gene Ontology annotation, molecular function: GTP binding. The coding region runs from base 195 to 1772 and encodes 525 amino acids.
UCAUUAAGUUAUUCAGAACAGAGACACUUUGAGAAAAUGCACAAGAACCGACAGAAAAUGCUUAAAAAUUCAUUAUUUUUAUAAAAAGGAGAGAACUGAAAAAGACUGAAAACUAAGGGAAAAAAGGAGAUUGAGAUUGAGAAACAGAAAGAAGACAGAAAGAAGAACUUCAAACUGACAGUCUAUGAUGCACAAUGGAGACAGGAGAGGACUCAGAUCGUCAUGAGAAUUGUUCAUCUCAUCCAGAGAUAAAGGUCAUUGUAAUAGGUAGUAAAUUUGAAUACAAAUGCAGUGCAGCUAAUACCAUUCUUGGUCAUUAUGAGUGUAAAGUGGGAAAAGAGAUAGUCGAGAGUGAGAAGAAACACGGGAUGAAUCAGAACAGGUCAGUUACUUUGGUAAUGACACCAGGAUGGUGGAGGAGCUCCACACUGGCAGAGAGUGCAAAAUACAUACAGAUGGAGAUUGUGCACAGUUUAAAACUGUGUCCUGCUCCACAUGCCUUCCUUCUAGUCAUCAAUCUGCACACAACAUUCACAGAAAUGCACUUAAACGGUGUUGUUGAACACAUGGAGAUUCUGGGUGAGCAGAUCUGGAAUCACACCAUCGUUCUGCUCAUGCAUAACGACAAAACACAGAGACAUGCAGAUAACAAGAAGCUCAUUGAGAGAGCAGGACAAGAGCUUGAUAUUGUAAUAAAGAAGUGUGGGAACAGAGUUCAUGUCUUCAAUUAUACUGACAGCAAGGGGAUAAAUGUGGAAAAACUGUUUCAUGAGAUCGAGAGCUUGGUAGCAGAGCAUGAAGGACAGGGCUUCAAAAUUGACAGCAAACUGUUUGAAGAAAUGGAGGAAAAGAGAAGGAAAGUGAAGAAACGAGCUGAAGAGAGAGCGAUCGAAGUAAAAACAAAGAUCCUAACCUUGAAAGAACGUCUAUCAGAGAUAUCUAUCCCAGAGUUAAGGAUCGUUUUGAUGGGUGGCAAUAUUGUUGGGAAGACCUCAGUGAGGAACACCAUUCUGAAAAUUAAACAAGAGAAGAACAUGUCAAAAAAGUGCGUGAUGAGCAAAGGAGAGGUUGACAAACAAACAGUCAUUUUGAUUGACACUCCUGGAUGGUGGCCGUACGCGUCUGUGAAGGAGACUUCAGAGCCAGUCAAGCAGGAGAUCAGGUCAAGUGUUACGAUGUGUCCACCAGGACCUCAUGCAGUUUUGCUGGUUCUUCAGUCUGGUGUCUCCUUCACUGAGGCACACAGGAGGGCUGUCAAAGAGCACAUGCAGCUCCUGGGUCGAAAUGUCUGGAAAUACUGUAUAGUUGUGUUCACUAAGGGCGACUGGAUGGGGACGCCUACGAUUGAAGAGCACAUUGAGAGUGAAGGAGAGGCUCUACAGUGGCUGAUCAAUAAAUGUGGAAACAGGUACCAUGUACUAAACAACAUGGAGUGGGGUGAUGAGAAACAGGUCAGAGAGUUGAUGGAGAAAGUAGUGAUGAUGGCCAGAGGAAACACAGAGUUUUUGACACCUGUGGAAGGAGGAAUGGAGGAGAGAGACAGUGGAUGGGGAUCUAACAUGUCAGACCUAGACAAGCUCGAGAGAGGAAGCUUAAAUCUGGAUCAACCUGAGAUGCAUGAAGAAGACUACAUUACAAAAUGGCUUGAAAAUACAGACACUGGGUUUGACUACUGCCACUUACCAGAUGUUUCUGAGGACAUUUCAGAGGAUGUCAAACAAAACAGUACUGAUGGCUUGCAGAGGAAUAUACAGAAAAUAAAAUUAGAUUAGAAAAAUAAAGAAAACAAUAACACUGCAUGCAGUAAUACUUCAAACUCAUUUGCAUUUAAGUAAUGAGAGCAGGAUGGUAAACCAUUUACUUGCAAAUUUAAAACAGUUUUUAAACUUUAAAAAUAUGCUUGACUUUUGUAAUCAGCUUUACUAUUUCUACCAUCAGCUCAACCUCAAGACAGAUGUAGUCAUAAUGUUUGUAAUGAUAAUAACACAAUUAGUUACUGGCUGAUAAUAUACCUAGUGUGUAUGUGAGUUUGUAUUUGCAUUUAUUGUAUUUACAGUGCUGGAAAUUUGUAUUAAUUGUAACCCAAAGGAAACAGUAACAGUGCACCACAUUAGCCUAAAAGAGAUAAAGUGGCAUUUUCCAUUCAAGAGCAUUAACAUGUCAUAGACAUUGGUCUUGGAAGUGUGUUACUUCCACCCUGCCAUAUGGGCUUUAAUAAAACUCUAUAGAAAAUGUAUUUAUUUAGUUAGUUACACACAUUACUAUACACAUGUAAGCCAUGAACAACUAAGAAAUGAAAACAGAAUGCUAAAUUGUGUAUUCGAAUUUGAAUUUUCUAUUUGUUUUGAAUUGUAAAAAAGGCUUGCUUUUUAAAUUCUAAUAUGCUGAUUUGAUGCUGAAGAAAGAUGCUGAUUGAUGCUGAUUAUUAGGAAUGUUGAACAGUUUUGUACAAUUCUUAGAUAAAUAGAAAGUUCAAAAGAACAGCAUGUAACAUUAUAAAUGCCUUUACUGUCACUUUUAAACACUUUAAUGCAUCCUUGCUGAAUAGUCGUAUUAAUUUCUUUC